Vicia faba (fava bean) is the source of this 537-nucleotide messenger RNA. The record is from the annotation of a GenBank genome assembly. Lineage: Eukaryota; Viridiplantae; Streptophyta; Magnoliopsida; Fabales; Fabaceae.
AUGGUUAUUUCGGAUUCUGUAAGAGCGGUACAAAAAGGCUAUGAAGAUUGUAUGCUUUCCUUUACACCUUCAAGCUUGAAGGUUCGCGAAAGCAGUUCGGUGAUUGCAAAGGCAGUUCCCUACACGGGCGAAUUCCGACACUCACAGUACUCCCCACAGCUUUCGCCUACUGAGCUUGGGCUGGUAAGCUCCGGGGCCUCUUUCCUUCCCCUGUGUUCCUCCCCCCGCUUCCUAAAGUACUUUCCUUUGGCUUGGAAGGCAGCCACUUAUUAUGGAAUGACAUAUAUGAUGAUGAUGGUAGCUAUCUGCCUAGCCUCUGUAGCAAUUCACCAACUCUGGGCAUGGCGCAAGAAGGUGCAACAUAAUGAUUCUUUUCAUUUUCCUCAUAAUCCUAGUGAUCUCAUCAUUGCUAAAGCCAAGGAAAUCUAUAAGUGUUUAGUGAAAGCUCUUGAUCUUAAUCAUCGAGAGGUCUUUCUCUUGCCUGGAACUCAGGCUUCAGAAGCAUCUUUAAGCGGAUUCGGAGGUCUGUCUCAUUAG